This is a messenger RNA of Epinephelus lanceolatus (giant grouper), 4470 nucleotides long. It is a transcript of the gene inpp4aa, whose product is annotated as inositol polyphosphate-4-phosphatase type I Aa. The record is from RefSeq and is a predicted model, not a curated record. NCBI's taxonomy places the organism in Eukaryota, Metazoa, Chordata, Actinopteri, Perciformes, Serranidae. Gene Ontology annotation, molecular function: phosphatidylinositol-3,4-bisphosphate 4-phosphatase activity. Gene Ontology annotation, cellular component: cytoplasm.
UAUUACGUCUCGAUGUGUCAGAGGGAGUCAGGGCGAGUCUUGACUGCAGACAUCGUCGAGUAGCAACCAGGAUGCGCAUCAAUAUGAAGAGAAACCUUCGCAUUUCUCCAAACGAUUUAUCAUCGACAAACUUGUGACAGCUCAGAUCAACACACACGAGGGAAACCAGCGAGCAAAGAACUGACGUGACAGUUUUGAUUUUGAGGCCUCUCGACAUUUUUCUGCUCUUCAGUCCUUUUUACUCUAAGAGUCCAUCCUCAGCCCCCGACGUGAACCAACCAUGUCCGGGAAGGAGCGCAGCCCCCGCCACCGGCCGUGGUCGGUCUACCGGGCCAACACGUUUGAUCUCUCAGCUGAGAUGAUGGGGCUGGCUCUCUUGGGCAACAGUCAGGAUCCAGACGAGCCUGUGCUGGAGUUCAGCGUGGCCUGCAGCGAGCUGGUCACUCCCUCUCUGGACCGUAAGCCAACCAGCUUCGUCGCCGUCAGCUGCACCACUCCACCCCAGGCCUUCUGGACCAAGCACGCUCAAACUGAAAUCAUAGAGGGCACCAGUAACCCUAUCUUCCUGAGCAGCGUGGCGUUCUUUCAGGACUCUCUGAUCACUCAGCAGACUCAGGUCAAGCUUUCUGUCUAUGAUGUAAAGGACCGCACACAGGGCACGAUGUACAUGCUUGGUUCGUCCAUGUUCUCUGUGAAAGAGCUGCUGCAGGACAAACACCACAGACUGCACCUGACUCUCAGGUCAGCGGAGAACGAGCGUGUGGGGAACAUCACCGUCAUCGCCUGGCAGAUAGAGGAGAAGCGCGAGCAGAGAGCUCCUGUUGCAAGGUUACAGAGAGGAGACACUGUUAAUGGAAGGAUGGUUCUCCCUGUUGACGAAAGCCUGACUGAAUCCAUGGGUAUUAGAUCCAAGUCUUCAUCUCUGUGUAAAGACCCUCUGCUAAAGGCUGUUUUCGGGGGCGUCAUGUCGCGAACGUACCGGUUCCCCACCACGGAUGGCAACCACCUUCGGAUCCUGGAGCAGAUGGCGGAGAGCGCGCUCUCCCUGCAUAUUCCUCGACAGUUUGUGAAGCUGCUGCUGGAGGAAGACGCUGUCAGGGUGUGUGAGCUGGAGGAGCUGGGUGAGCUGUCCGCGUGCUGGGAGAACCUCAGGAGGCAGAUCAUCACGCAGUAUCAGACCAUCAUCCUCACCUACCAGGAGACCAUAAGUGACCUGCACGAAUACAAAGGUCCGUCAUUUAAAUCUAGUACGUUGAAAGCUGAGAGGAAGUUGGAGUUUAUUCCUACUAACCUGCAUAUCCAGAGGAUGAGAGUACAGGGAGAGACUGGCUAUGACCGGACAUACGAUGUUGUGACCAUCGGUGCUCCUGCUGCACAUCAUCAAGGCUUUAAAGGCUGUGGCCUCCGAAAACUGCUGCACAAGCUGGAAGAAGCCAGGAAACACACUUACGAGGAGGAAAGCUCUGCAGGCUCUGGUUCUAAAGUGAUGGCGUACCAGCCUCAGGAUGUUGUGAAAGCAAAGGAGCUGAUUGGUCAAAUAAACACUCUGAAGACACAAGUGUGUUACUACACCGAACGUCUGUCUCGGGCCGCCAAGGAGCGCUCAGCCAACGCUCUGGAGAGAACCCUGGCCAUCCUAACAGAGAAGACUCGUCAGUUGGUGACCGUGUGCGACUCCAAGCUGCUGUCCACAGCCAUCCUCGCCCUGGCAGCCGCCCGCCCAGAGUUGACUCAGCGAAGCACCCCAUCCCCGUCCUCCUCCUCCCUCUCACCCUCAUCACGUUCCCCAUCACGCUCCCCCUCCCGCCACCCGACCUCCCCAUCUCGUGCUGCCACCUCGCCCUCUCGCCAUGUGGCUCCACCGGAGGGCAGCGAAGGGAGUAAAAACAAGCGUGCUUCCUUGCAGGCAGAUUUGCACGAGGAGGAGUGGGAGAAGGUUUGGCUAAAUGUUGAUAAGAGCCUGGAGUGUGUGAUCCAGAGGGUGGACCGGCUGCUGCAUCGGGACAAAAUCCAGAGCGACAGCAGCUCUGAGGACGUCUUCCUGCUCGCCAACGAGGAGCCGAGCAGCACUAAGAAAGAUAUCAGCCCAGAGGUAGAAAAGGUGGAAAAGACGUCUCCAGGUGAAUGGAGCGAGGCUUUGUACCCACUCCUCACCACUCUGACGGACUGUGCGUCUCUAAUGAGUGACAAAGCCAAGAAGGCCAUGGUGUUCCUGCUGAUGCAGGACAGCGCCCCCACCAUCGCCAUGAGCCUCACCCUGCAGUAUCGCCGCGACGUCGUCUUCUGCCAGACGCUGACGGCACUGAUCUGCGGCUUCGUCAUCAAGCUGAGGAACUCUCUCUGUGACUCGGGCUUCCUCAGGCAGCUACACACCAUCGGCUUACUGGUGCAGUAUGAGGGCCUGCUCAGCACCUAUGGUGAGGAGCUGGCCAUGUUGGAGGACAUGAGCAUCGGAGUGAUGGACCUGAGAAAUGUCACCUUUAAAGUCACCCAGGCAACUACGGGCUUUGCCCCAGACAUGCUGCCGGUGAUCACGGGAAACAGAAGCGGCUUCAAUGUCAGGGUCCCGAUGCCCGGGGUGAUGUUCGACACUCUGCCGCGAGAGAUCCAGAACGGGAUGCUGCUGCGCGUACAGCCUGUCCUGUUCAACGUGGGGAUCAACGAACAGCAGACGCUGGCUGAGAAGUUUGGAGACACGUCACUACAAGAGGUGAUCAACAUGGAGAGCAUGACUCGCCUCAGCUCGUACUACGACCAAUUUAAAGAAGUCCUGCCAGAAGACUGCCUGCCUCGCUCCCGCAGCACCACCAGUCUGCCCGAGCUGCUUAAACAGCUGAGCCACAGCGUGAACGCCAAGAAAAGCAAGAACGUGGAGAUUCUGUGGCAAGCAGCCGAGGCAUGUCGCCGCCUGAAUGGAGUGCGUUUCACCAGCUGUAAGAGCGCCAAGGACCGCACGGCCAUGUCCCUGACCCUGGAGCAGUGUCAGAUCCUGCAGCAGGAGCACGCCCUCGCCCCACAGGUCUUCUACCAGGCCUUGGACUGUAUGCGCAGCGAGGGCUGCAGGAGAGAGAACACCAUGAAGAAUGUGGGAUGUCGUAAAUACGCCUUUAACUCUCUCCAGCUCAAGGCCUUCCCCAAACAAUACCGCCCUCCAGAGGGGACGUACGGGAAAGUUGAGACCUAAGCGGACUCCUCGAGGCGGAGGAACACCAAAAGACUGACGGGGAUAAUGAUGAUAGCACCACACGAAAAUACCAAACACAAACUGGAACAACAGCCCUUUGUUUUGUGCUUAGUCACUGUUAAGAUGAUUAAUGUCCAAGUGCCAGUGCUACUGUAGAUUGUUUUAUAGCAGUUUCCCCCUCUCCUCCAGUAGUACUAGACUCACACUUUUCACGGCCACAUCACAGCCAGAAACAGUAACAGUGGCUUUCUGUGUGACAUCGUAGCCAGUGUGCAGACAACACUGUUGGCGCCUGUACCAGUCGUAGCAUCAGGAAGCGUUCAGCUGAGUCAUUUUAACUCGUGUCCCUAGAAAUAAGAUAUGCAGCCAUUAGAAAGAUGGUGUGGGACUCAUGUUUGUGCUUCUCCCUAAUGCUUUUAUUUUGUUUUAUCAGUUUGUCUGUUAAAGAUAAGAAGGUAUUCUGUUUCUUUUCUUAUUAUCAACAAAUCCCAUGCAAAGACCAAAACCAGCAAUGACCUUAUCAGAUGAGUACUGGCUACUGAUUCUGACGGUGCAGAGCUCCAGUGUCCUCCAAAAACUAUAGACCAAAUCAGAGUGACAUCGCUCUAACAACAACAGUCACCCAGUCAGACAACCGGCAGUUGAGUUCAGUUGUGGAGAUAGGUGAAUUUAAUUAUUAAAAAUGAUCUCUGUUGUCAUUUUCAGCCAUAGCUGCAACGUUUAAAGAUGAUAUUGUUCGACACUGUAGCCAAACCUGUCUGACUUUCCUGCUGUGCUUUUUUUAUGUACUGUGUUGCUUGGCAAGCAUCUUCCAUAAAUCAAAUUAACCAGGACGGAAGUUAAACAACAAACUACUAUGGACGGGGGCUGUGGCAAAAUAUAUUUUAGCCAUAUAAAAGAUCCGCCCUAAAAAAUCAGUAUCCAUUUAAGUGUACGCAAUAUUUGAAAAAUAUUUCCACUGCUUUACCUUAGAACCAGAAACUCCUGUGUUUUGCAAAGUAAAAUUACUGCUUUUGUCAAUGUUCUAAAUAUAGCGUACACUUAAACUGAUAUUGAUUUCUUUUUUAUAGGUAGCUAAAAGCUAUCCAGUUGAGGCAGGGUUUGUUUUGUUUACUGAGCCCUUUAAAAAACUGUGUGCGCAACAUAUCCUUAUCCAACGGUUCGUAUGAUACCUAACAAAUAACCGCACCAUGAAUGACAUUACGUACGUAAUGUAAAGUUACAUACCUGAUGUAAAGUUGCAUGGGUUGGGUUUAGGAAAAGAAAAGAUGAUGGACCUUAAAAUA